UGCGUGUUCAAAAGUUGGAGAAAGUUGACACAAAAACAAAAGUUUGCUGAGCUGCCCACCAGGCCACGAGGAGCACGAUUCGCUCGUCCGGGUGCAAAAGGCCAAGCCCCCCAGCGGCGUCACAUGAUGAACUGAUCCACCGCACCCUGUUGACUUUCUGCAGCUGCGUGCCUGCGUCGUCACAUCACCGCGAAGCAAGAUCCAGCAGAAAGCCAACACAGAGGCGCCCGUGAUCCGGCGGAAGGCGCGAGCCAUGGAGAUCGCCACGGUGGACGUCCGCGGCGUGGAGCCCGGCGGGCCGGGGUGGGCGGCCGCCCGCGACGCGGUGACCGCGUCCAUGGUGGCGCACGGCUUCGUCGUCGUCGCGCACGGCGCGCUCGGCCCGGACCUCCGCCGGGCGCUGUUCGCCCGCGCCCUGCCGGAGAUCUUCGCGCUCCCGCUCGAGGCCAAGAAGCAGACGGUGUCCGCCAAGGGGCAGUUCAGGGGCUACAUCGGCCAGCUCCCCGGCAUGAACUGGGAGAGCCUCCGCGUCGAUGAGCCCACCAACGCCGCCAGCGUCCGCGGCUUCGCCGACCUCCUCUGGCCGGACGGCAACCCGGAGUUCUGCGAGACGAUCGUGUCGUUCGCCAAGAACAUGCUGAAGCUGGAGGAGAUGGUGGAGACGCUGGUCCUGGAGGGCCUCGGCGUCCGGGGAGAGGGCGUCCGCGCCCACUUCGACAUGCUCGGCCACGGCAUCCGGCUGUCGCACUACGGCGCGCCGCCGGACACGGAGGCCGCCAUCUCCAUGCAGGCGCACUACGACGACAGCAUGGUCACCACGAUCGUGCAGCACGAGGUGGAAGGCCUUGAGGUGCACGUCGGGGACGGGCGCUGGGCCGCCGUCCCUGCCGAGCCCGGCACCUUCGCCUUCGUCGCCGGCGAGCAGCUCAGGGUCGCCACCAACGGGCGCGUGCCGGCGUGCCUCCACCGCGUGCGGACGCCGAGCAACCGCGAGCGGUUCACGGUGCUGUUCGGCCGCCGGCAGAAGGACGGCGUCGCGGUGCGCGCGCUGGACGACCUCGUCGACGCGGAGCACCCGCUGCUGUACAACCCCCUGAGGCACGAGGAGUACUCCAAGUGGCGCUACUCCGAGGAAGGGCUCAAGUUCGAGGAUCCACUCAAGGUGUUCUGCGGUGUGGAGAAGGUCGGAGCCAUGGUCUGAUGGAAGCUUGCAUGUCAGCUCGUCGAUCCGUUCGGAAGUCGCCAUUGUGAAUAAAUGUGCUGUACUGUUAUCCAGUGCUCUAUUGAAACUUGUGACCAAUAAUUAUCAUCUUACAAACAGAAACUGAACUUUAUAAAUUCAGAAGUGAUGAGAGUAUAUUUGUCUUUGAAAACAAAA
This is a messenger RNA of Panicum hallii, 1378 nucleotides long. RefSeq names its product probable inactive 2-oxoglutarate-dependent dioxygenase AOP2. Gene Ontology annotation, molecular function: dioxygenase activity. The transcript is spliced from 3 exons. The coding region runs from base 254 to 1201 and encodes 315 amino acids. NCBI's taxonomy places the organism in Eukaryota, Viridiplantae, Streptophyta, Magnoliopsida, Poales, Poaceae. The record is from RefSeq and is a predicted model, not a curated record.